Closterium sp. NIES-67 is the source of this 1487-nucleotide messenger RNA. The record is from the annotation of a GenBank genome assembly. NCBI's taxonomy places the organism in Eukaryota, Viridiplantae, Streptophyta, Zygnematophyceae, Desmidiales, Closteriaceae.
GGACAUUGAGAGGAGUCUACAGAAGUGUAAAGACCCUUCUAGACCCACCAUGGCCUGUGGGUGUGCCUAAGUGGUGUUCUAAAGGUUGGAUGUGACUUCCGCUAAGGGGAAACUCUGCCGAAAUUUCGUGGACGCCGACACUUGUGAAAAUAUCGAGGGAGUUGAGUGUGGACAGCAAAGGGGAGCUGAAAUUCGUCAUUUCUCAAGGAGGAGAUGAAUGAGAGAGGAGGAGAUGCUAAUGGAAGAGGAGCUGUAGCUGAGAAGGCAAGUGAGCCGCCGCCAUCAAAAGUUGAAGCUUUGGAUGGCUCCAACUAUGAGGAAUGGAGCGGACGGAUGAGGAGUGCCUUCAAACGCUACAAGCUACUGAAGAUUGCUGUUGGGGAAGAGAAGAUGCCGGAAGAAGGCGAAGCACGUGAACGGUGGAUUGAGAAAAGCGCGGUGCUUUUCGACCUCAUCCUUCAAUCGGUCAACAAGGAGAUGUUCGAGCACAUCAAGGAUCUUGUGGAAGCGGAUGAUGCGGCAGCAACGGCAGCAGUGGCAAAGGCAACAGCAGGAGGAGAUGCAACUGCACCAACUGAUGGGGUGCUGGAAGCAGUCAAGAAAGUGCAGAAGCAGCAGACACAUGGUGAGGUGCUUGCUGGUGUGGAUGCGAGUGCGGCAUGGGCUAAGGCUUCAUCAAAGAGUGGAGAGGCCGAUUGGGAGACAUGGCAUGAGAGGCUGUGUCAUGUGAACUUCCCUAUGCUACAGAAGUUGGUGAAGGAUGGGAGCCUGAAGGGCUUGGAGGUGAAAGGGGAAGUGAAGGAGAUUGGGAGCUGCCCUACAUGCUUGGAGACCAAGUUCUCCAAGUUCCCCUUCAACAGUGCAACUGGACCAGCCAAGACCCCACUUGCACUUGUGCACAUGGAUGUGGUGGGGCCCACAAGAGCCCCUUCCCUCUCAGGCAGCCGCUAUUUCUUGACAAUUAGCUACGUCUGUCACACCAGGAGUCUGAGCAACAUACAGUAACCGGCAUGUGAAGAUGCUGAGAGGAACAAGCUUGUCCCUCCUCAAAGCUUCGCCCACGACAUGCUGCUUUCCCAGACCCGCCUCCCGCUUCCCGCCGCUGAAAGCGGCUUGCUGCGACGCUUGCCGCUUACCGCUUCAGAAAUUCCCGCUUCCGCUGCAUCUCGCCAUUUUCCUCUCAGCUUCCCCUUACUUCCGGGCUUCUCCAAGGUUCCCGGGCGGAAGCUGUGAAGGAGCCGUCGCUGCAAGGGCAGAGCCGACGCUGAAAUGAAAUGGACCCGACGCUGAAAGGUGUUGGUGAGGAAGAAGCCUAUGGCUUAGAGUGGAAAGGCAUGAAAUGUAGUUGCGGCAUACACGGAUUUAGCACUUCGUGAACACGAGUUGAUGCAAAAUCGUUGAACCUUUAUUUGCAUGAUGUCAGAACCAUAUUCUCAGCGUCCCAUGCGUUGGUUGUUAACUCCAGACGUAGCAUUCAUUAUUGGGGU